GAGAGACAGAGAGACAGAGAGACGGAGACAGACAGAGAGGCAGAGAGAGAGAGAGAGAGAGAGAGAGAGAGGAGUGGGGGCAGCUUCGAGGAAGAGAGCAAACCCUAACCGAAACACUGAAAGAGAGAAUUACCAAAUCACGGUGACAAAGAUCUUAUUGAUAGGCGCAAUAAGGGACUAGUUGUGCUUGGGCUAUGGCAAAUUCCAAGGGCCCUGCUAGCAUGAGAAAUAUGAUGUACAAUGGCAGGAACUCAUUGCUGCCUCCUAAAAGUCCUUUUCCUAGCAUAACCCAACCUUUUGUUGAUUACAUCCCUAGUUCAGUUACUGGGCAGAAAGGUAAUAUGAGGGCCCGAGAAGGGAACUCACACCAUCAACGUACUUCCUCUGAAAGCCAUCUAAUAGAGGAGCAGCCUUCAUGGUUGGAUGAUCUCCUUAAUGAGCCAGAAACCCCAGUACGUAGAGGAGGGCAUCGGCGCUCAUCAAGUGACUCCUUUGCAUAUAUUGAUGCUGCCAACAUUGGGAGCAUAGAUUAUGCUGCUCAAGAUGAGAGCAGAUAUAACAUGUUGCCUCUGCCUUCAUGGGGAUCUCAAGAAUUUGAUCAUUACAGAGAUGCUCAGCAUGCUGCUUUUGUUGCAGAGCCAAAUUCUUUGAGAAAGCAUAAAAAUCGAGCAUGGGAUGCUUCUUUAAGCUCAGUCACGCAUCUGCGUGGCUUUCCUUCUCCCAGCAGCAUUCUCCCGAGCUCAGGACAGUCAUGUGCUCAUCAAGAAGCAGAUGUAGUUCCUAGUUCAGCUACUGAGAAACAUGAUAUAGGUGACUCUGGCCCUCAGGAUUCAAAAGGGUCUUCUGAUAAAAAAGAUGCAUCUCAUGGAAAGCCUGCUACAUCUGAAACAGAUACAAAACGUGCAAAGCAGCAAUUUGCUCAGCGUUCGCGAGUUAGGAAACUUCAGUACAUAGCUGAGCUGGAAAGGAGCGUGCAAGCACUACAGGCAGAAGGUUCUGAAGUUUCUGCUGAGCUUGAGUUCCUCAACCAGCAACAUCUUAUUCUCAACAUGGAGAAUAAAGCUCUAAAGCAGCGCCUAGAAAGUUUAGCUCAGGAGCAACUCAUUAAAUAUGUGGAACACGAAGUAUUAGAAAGAGAAGUAGGAAGAUUACGAGCCUUGUAUCAGCAGCAGCAGCCUUCUAGUCAUCGACGCAAUAACAGUAAAGAUCUUGAUCUUCAGCUGGCUAACCUUUCUCUGAAACAAAAGGAUGCUAAUUCCGGACAUGAUCACGCUCCUGGCCAACUUAACCUUUGAUCAUUGUACAUUAAUAGCUGCAUAAUAGCUAGGGCGUUUGCAUUGCCUCCUGACGGUUCUUCAACUAAUUUUGUCUACCAGAGACAUAACUGUGGCUUCCAUGUGGAAGGAUCAAGCCGAGGUCUCCUAAUCUUUUUUGCUUUUUAUCUCCAGGUUUUGCCUGUUGCCUUAGUUCGUGGUUUUAUGUCAUAUUUUGUUAAUCUUCUCUUUCUUUUCUGUUCUUUUCAUUUUUCCUCCCUGAGAGUUUAUUAUUAACUGUAGUCCUCAUUUGCACCUGGUUGUCACUGCCAUCAGAUUGACAUUUUUGGCAAUUGACUUACCUGAGGUGGUUAUCUGAAGAAUGAUUAUUUAUGCCAUUUCAGUAAUUUAUUUUCUUU
Messenger RNA from Coffea eugenioides, 1672 nucleotides. RefSeq lists its product as uncharacterized. Gene Ontology annotation, biological process: regulation of DNA-templated transcription. The record is from RefSeq and is a predicted model, not a curated record. Bases 195 to 1295 code for a protein of 366 amino acids. Gene Ontology annotation, molecular function: DNA-binding transcription factor activity. Lineage: Eukaryota; Viridiplantae; Streptophyta; Magnoliopsida; Gentianales; Rubiaceae. The transcript has 5 exons.